AAAUUUCAGUCAUAGACUCAAUUGCUCAAUUGCAACUCUGAGCUUCUUUUGACUCUCUUGUCUUGUUUUUCUCCUUUCAAAAUGUACAAACCGCCACCUUCACUUCUCUCACGAUCGCUUCCUGUUUAUCAUCUCACAGCAGCCAAUACAUCUUUAGGGAAAACAAUUUUUUCAACACUUCUCUGUCGGCAACUUCUUGCCAAAAAACAAAUCCCAUAUUAUUUGAAGCCGGUUUCUACGGGCCCUUUAAACGAGGCUGAUGAUGGACAUAUUGGGAAAUUUGCGAAGGGAACGAAUAUAAAAUGUCUGUUCAGGUAUGGGGAAGCUGUUAGCCCACAUAUUGCGGCGAAGGGUGUGAAAGUAAGUUUUGAAAUUCAAAUCUGGGCGAAGGAACGAUGACUUGUGAGUUUUAUGGGUUUGGCUUGAUAUAUUUUGUUUUAACAUCCGAGAUGAGAUGGAUUGAUCUGACCUUGAGGGUCCAAAUCAGAUAAGAUCGAGGGACGCUGACUCGAGAACUACUUGCAGCCACCAAAUGAUCAUGAGAUUGUCACGGCGAUCUCUGAACAAGUCCAAAAAUGGACCAAAAGUAAUGAAGAAGGGCGAGAAUCAAUGAUCCUGGUGGAAGGCGCUGGUGGUGUACAUUCACCUACACCUUCUGGUACCAGUCAGGUGGAUGCAUUAAGACCUUUGAGAAUGCCAGUAUUUCUCGUUGGCGAUUCAAAGUUGGGUGGAAUUUCAGCAACAAUUAGCGCUUGGGAGAGUAAGUCAUACUCUUAAGAUAUUUGGAAAUCUCGAAGUUUCUUCUAGGUUCACCCCAAAAAUGGAACUUGGACUAAUGCAAAUAUAGGUCUGCAUCUUCGUGGUUAUGAUAUUGAGUCAGUGUUGAUAUUUCAAGAGGAAAAGUACGGCAAUUAUGCAUAUCUUUCCAAAUAUUUCCAAGAAAGGGGUGUGAACACAACAUUCAUUCCCCCCCCACCGAACCAAAUUCCAAAUCCACAAGAAGAUGAGGAGUCUAUGUCCUCAUACUACUCAAGUGUUACUGAGUCCGGGGAGAUUGAAGCUCUAUUGGAAACUGCCCGUCAACGAAACAUCUCACGAAUUGAAGAUCUUGAACAGAUGGCUAAGAAAGCCCAUGAAACGAUCUGGUUUCCGUUCACUCAAAUGAAACAUCUCUCACCCGAUAAUAUACUCCCAAUAGAUUCAGCUUAUGGAGAUUAUUUCCAAACCCUACCGAACACUAGCACAGGCGAAUCCACACCACAAAAGCGUUCCAAGGAUAAUGUUCUUAAACCAACUUUGGAUGGCUCAGGAUCCUGGUGGACUCAAGGUUUAGGCCACGGAAACCCUGCUCUUUCCUUAGCCGCAGCAUAUGCAUCAGGUCGCUAUGGCCACUGCAUCUUUGCAUCUACCAUCCAUUCACCUGCUCUCAAACUUGCCAAUCAUCUCCUCACAAACAUCAAGAAUCCCCGUCUCUCACGCGUCUUCUAUUCUGAUAACGGUAGUACUGGUAUGGAAGUUGCUGUAAAAAUGGCCCUGACAGCUGCUAGUAAACAUUACCGUUGGGGAAAAAGUGAAGACAAGAGAAAGCAGGUGGGAAUCAUCGGAUUAAAAGGCAGCUAUCAUGGAGACACCAUCGGAGCUAUGGAUCUUAGCGAAGGGAGCGUUUAUAACAAAAAAGUACAUUGGUAUAAAGGAAGAGGAUUGUGGUUUGAUGUACCAAAAGUCUGGAUGAAAGACGGGAAAUGGGUAGUUUAUGACAGAACUGGCGAUAACAUCGUGGAGACAUUUGACGAAUUGGAAGAUAUAUUUAGUUGGCAAAGAAAGACCAGCAAGCUGAGGAAAACGUACGAGGAACAUAUUUUGGCCGAGCUUCAAAAGGCAAAUCGAAAGGGAAUGAAAUUUGGUGCGUUGGUUUUGGAGCCAGUUAUCCUUGGCGCUGGUGGUAUGCUAUUCUGGUGAGUAUACCCAUCCCAACCUCUCAAACCAUCCUCUAACAUAAAUUUAGUGAUCCCCUCUUCCAACGCACCUUAACAUACGUCAUUCGCAAUAUGCCCGAACACUUGCUCGGCAAAGUCAAUCAACCUCCCACAGACAUCCUACCCUCACCAAGGCAAUGGACCGGCCUUCCCGUAAUUCACGACGAAGUCUUCACGGGCCUCUACCGACUUGGCCACUUCAGUUCCUCUACCCUCUUACAUACAUAUCCCGAUAUUUCAGUGCAUGCCAAACUCUUAACAGGUGGUUUACUACCCCUUUGCACAACGCUUGCCAGCGAAAGCAUCUACGAAGCAUUCCUUGGCGAUGAAAAGAGUGAAGCGCUAUUACAUGGACAUAGUUAUACUGGUCAUGCCGUAGGCUGUGAAGUCGCACGCGUAAGUUUAGAAACCAUGGGAAAAUUAGACAGCGAGAAAAAUGGGGCUUGGGAGGGCUUUAGAAGGGAUUGGAAUGGGGUGAAAAGUACUGAAGGAGAAAUAACUCCCCAGACAGAAACAACAGAGGCGGAAAACAAACAUAAGAAAGUUCAAGUCUGGAGUAUAUGGAGUAAAUCGUUCGUUACUUCAAUAUCUCAUCUGGAGUCAGUCGAUGGGGUUGUCGCAUUAGGUAGUGUGUUGGCUAUCACAUUUAAAGACGAACAAGGAGGUGGAUAUACAUCCAAGGUGACAGAGGUAGUGAGAGAGAAGUUACUAGGUGGUGAUGUGGAAGGCGAGCUGGGUGAAUGGAAUAUCCACGCCAGGAUAUUGGGUAAUGUGAUUUAUCUUAUGGGUAGUCAGGUUAUGACUACGGAGCAAGUGAAGAGUAUUGAGGAGAGAUUGGGAGGAUUAUUAGGGUUAUGAGUUAGGGAAGAAUGCUGAAGUAACGGUGAAUAAAUGAUUAAAUCGUAGUAGUAGCAUUUGAUUAUUGCAAUGUAG
This is a messenger RNA of Sclerotinia trifoliorum, 2909 nucleotides long. The record is from the annotation of a GenBank genome assembly. Lineage: Eukaryota; Fungi; Ascomycota; Leotiomycetes; Helotiales; Sclerotiniaceae.